This is a messenger RNA of Nilaparvata lugens (brown planthopper), 1959 nucleotides long. RefSeq lists its product as uncharacterized. The coding region runs from base 1378 to 1782 and encodes 134 amino acids. NCBI's taxonomy places the organism in Eukaryota, Metazoa, Arthropoda, Insecta, Hemiptera, Delphacidae. The transcript is spliced from 8 exons. The record is from RefSeq and is a predicted model, not a curated record.
UAAGUGUUGAAUGAAUUCAAAUUGUGAACAGUAAAGUUUUAAGAAUACAAAAUGUAUAGUGAGUGUUGAAUAUUCGAAGUUUAUUCAGUGUUCAAAGUGUUUUAAUGAACAAGAAUUUUAUAAAAUUCAACCGUAGUUUAUUUUUUGUUUAUUAUCCGAAACUCAACAUUUAGCUUUAUACAAAAACAUGCUACAAUGAGUAUGAACAGUUAUUGAACAUGCCUAUAAAUUGUGUUGUCCCUGGGUGUAAAUCGAACUAUCAUAGAAAAACCCUCUUAGAGACAAUAUUUACUUUCCCCCAAAGAUAAAGAGCUGAGCAAAAAGUGGACAAGGUUUAUCCAUAGGAAAGAUUAUAAAGUCACUAACAAUUCGGAUGUGUGUAACAAUCAUUUUAAAGCAUCAGACAUUAUUAAAGAAGACAAUUUUUGUAUGAUGAUGGUUCUUAUGUGACUGCUCCACGAAGAAAAGUAAAACUAUGUGAUCUUGUGAUGGUGCCUUCCCUACAAUUUUUCCAAUUCAAAGUCAUCAGCCUUCUUACAACACAAUUAAAUCAUGAUUAUGUAAAGGUAUUAGGCAAUAUAUUUCUAAACAAUUACUGCAACAUGAAGAAUAAUAAUCAGUUGCCCAAGCAAACAAAGUCACGAAAAUUGAGAACAUUGAAUUUUUAGGCUAAAAUGAAAUACAGUAAGGAUAAUUAUAAGCUAUGUGCAUGUGAAUUCACAUGCAAGAGAAUGCACUUGAAUGUGACUGAUAUAAAUAUGUCCAUGAUAAUAAAUAAAGUCUAGUUACCCUGUCAAAUAGUUACUUCUUUAAUAAGAACCUUAUUUAAAUUCUUAGAAAUAAUUUUGAACAGUAAUGAGUUAUUAGAGAGAGCUGAAACCUAGCUGAUGGCAGUAAGUUAGUCAACCAACUGCGGCGGCCAUCUUGUUUGUAUGCUCAGGUCCGGUAUUUAGGAGGUCCUGGUACUAGGGCCUACGUUUCUUCUUCUUCUUCGUCUUCCACUCACUCUCUUCCUCUCUCUCUACUCAUAUUUUGUUUGAAGAUGGGUUGAUAGCAUUUGAAAAAGCUCUGUUUCCCCCAUAUCAACCGGGUCUUCCACGCAAACUGCUGCACUAUGAUUUCAAACCCGUGCCAAAAAAAUACGAUGGUAAAUGCAGGUAUGAUAUACCUAAAAGAGGAGAAGCUAAGGAUUUCAACCUACAUAACAACUCUGGUCGAGCGUUUGCGAUUGGUACUCAGCAAAAAGAAGAAUUAAUAUUCCCGCCAUCUGACUACUCUCCCUGCCCCAAAUGUUUCACAAUCAAUCCUGGCACACCCUACCAUAGUUUAUACAGAACUGAAGUCAUUGAAAUUGUAGACAGUGGAUUCGAGGCAAUUAUGAACGAUGAGGAAUUUUCGAAAGUGUUUGUCAUAGCAUCUAGGACAGUGCAUGUCUGUUACCUCCCAAAUAAACCAGAAGCGGAAUUCAUUCGAGUGAAGCAGCGAGUGAUUGGUCUGGCAGCUAUCAAAUCUUUGCGCCUUUACAGCCACACCAUAACACAGAUGACGGCCAUUGAAAUGGACGCCAAUAGUGAAACAAUGAGUGCUAUGUUCACUGAGGUCAAAUACAUCCAAGCCGAUGGAUCUGCUUUGAAACAACUAAGAGAACUACCAUUCAGGAAUUUAUCUCCUGAGAAAGAGCCAUCAACUACUUAUAUUGGAAAGGCAAUAGACAUUUCGUACUUGAUUGAGAGUGCAGAUGUUGUGUCAAGGACUCUGAUCGGUAAUGAAGGAUAUGAUUGAUCUACGCAUUGGUGAGACGCAGCAGGUUAAAAAACGUCAGAAACAAUGGGAGAAGGAGGAGGUCUUGUGUGAGGAAUAUGUGUAUUCAAAAAUAGUGAGGAAUGAAGCUGAUAAACAUAGUUGGCCCAUAGAGACCAAAGUUUUCAUGAAAGUCAAUAGCAACAACACUUUUCAUAC